Messenger RNA from Dermacentor albipictus, 1650 nucleotides. RefSeq lists its product as uncharacterized. NCBI's taxonomy places the organism in Eukaryota, Metazoa, Arthropoda, Arachnida, Ixodida, Ixodidae. The record is from RefSeq and is a predicted model, not a curated record.
UGUCAUGUGGUUUCGGUGCUCCUACAUUGUGCUACUGGUGGAAUUUUCGGCGUGGGUUCUGUCUUCGUGUUCGGAUGCCUACCGAAUGAGUCUCGGACUGCGUGAUGAUCAGCCGAGGACCAGUGCACCGACCUGGAGCAAGAAUAGCCGCUUUCUGCACUUGCUGCAUGUGGUGCGUUUUCCCAACCUGAUGUGCACGGGCACCUGGGGACAGGAGGGCACCUGUUACGCCUUCAAGGAGUGCAUGGAAAGGGGAGGAACCGCCUACGGCCAGUGCGCCUUCGGAUUCGGCGUCUGCUGCUCCCUGACCGCCAGCUGCAGCUCCAUGAUCACGCUGAACAGCACCUACUUCAGCAGUCCCGGCUUCCACGCUGCCCCCGGUGCGACCCAGACGCCUCCUAGCGGCGGCGACGGCGACUCCAGUGGCGUUGGGGGACAGUCGACUUGCGCCGUGCAGGUGUUCAAGCUCAGCAACCGCAUCUGCCAGAUACGCCUCGACUUCGACGAGUUCGACCUGGAGCGGCCCACGGUCGGCAACUGCGACGGCGAGAAGCUGAUUGUGACGGGACAGAAUGCGAACAACGUGGUGCCACCGUUGUGCGGGCUGAACACCGGCCAGCACCUGUACAUCGACGUGGACAUGUCCCCCGGACCGGUGAACCUCUACGUGGAGACGAAUGGGACGAGGAACAGCCGCUGGAACAUCAAGAUAUCGCAGAUCAAAUGCGACAGCCCCGCGAGAGCGCCGUCCAACUGCCUGCAGUACUAUACCGGGGUGAGCGGCAACUUCAGCAGCUUCGACUACGCCGAGGCGCAGGAGAUACCCCCAAGGCGCGGCUACCUCAACAACCUAGACUACACGGUGUGCUUCAGGAAGGAGGCGGGCUACUGUUCCAUUACCUACUCCGUGCCAGGAAUGGACGUCCCCUUCUCCAUACAGAACGUUGGUGCCGACAACGCACCCACAACGAAUGAAACCGAAGCGGGCAUGGGAGUAACCGAGUGCACCAUGGAUUACCUGCUUCUCGGAGGAGUCAGGUACUGCGGCACAAAGCUGAACCCGUCGACGGAAAUGCCCAAUCCCGUCGUCAAUGCACCAGUCACAGAUAUGACGUCCGGCCCUUUCACGGCAAGAUUCGUGUCAGAUGGAACAUUGAACGCACGUGGUUUUCUGCUUAACUACAUGCAAAACCCUUGUUGAAGGGCGCGAGGACCACAAGCUCGCAUCAGCAAAGAUGCAAGUCAACUUUCGGGAAACUGUGACUCAUCAUAAUAUUUAUUUAUACAGGUCUACGGACAGCGGGUCAGUAGUACACGCGUGAAGGAAGCGGAUGAGGAUCAUUGUUCAGGUUUGCUGCUGAGCUUGACAGUGGGCAGGGUUGUAAAAAGGCAGCAUGACAUAUCCAAGGUCACGAAAGUUGCUUUGUUCACCGUUCAUGAAACUUAAAAAUCGGACUUUUAGGCGCUUACUAUCUUAGGGACACCUCUUCGAAGCGAAUGUCAACGAAAAACGAGGUAUGCCCAUCUCACUUUAUGAAGAUAUACAUUAAUGCCUUAAUUAUUACCCUACAGUUCUACAAAAUAUUUCGAGGCCAGUAAAUGCCAACGUCAAUUUCUUUCCAGGGCGGAUGAACAACACAGUAAAGACAG